Molecule: messenger RNA, 4789 nt
Organism: Protopterus annectens (West African lungfish)
Lineage: Eukaryota; Metazoa; Chordata; Ceratodontiformes; Protopteridae
Product: synaptotagmin-like protein 2
Exons: 23
Coding region: 496-4113 (1205 amino acids)
Biological process (GO): exocytosis; intracellular protein transport
Cellular component (GO): exocytic vesicle; plasma membrane
Molecular function (GO): small GTPase binding; neurexin family protein binding
Source: RefSeq, a predicted model, not a curated record
AGGAAACUAUAAUCUAGAACUUGAGGUGCGGAACAGCAUUUCUACAGCUACCUCAUUGUCAAUUUCUUUAACAUGUAAUAUUCUUUAUACCAAGUGAUUGUUGAUCUGAGUGUCCAUUGUUGAAAAAAAAUGUGAAAAUUGACAAACUUUUAUUUGCUUCCUAGAUGGCUGAAUGUUACUAGAUGCCUUUCUAAACUGUAUUACACAGUUCAUAGGAACAGGAAGAUGUGUGAUUAUUGUGCUUUCCUUUCCACAGCCUGAGUUGUUUUUUAAGAUUCCUCCGACAUCUUUAAUCCUCUUCAGCUGAACUUUCUACUGCACUUGUUUUCAGAACAUACAGGAGUAGAUGGAUAACUACGGUCCUUAAUGGAAGACUAAGAAAUGUGAUUUACGGCUCCUGAAAUUUGAUUGACUGUCAGAGGCAGUCUUGAAUUUGGGAAAAUACAUUUGAAACUAUUCAAAACUCUUUUGUUUUAAUAGAAGACUGCAUGCACCAUGAAAUCAAAUUCUGAUAUUCUGAAAAACCUGGAUGUGAGUUUUUUGUCUGCAGAGGAACAAGUAGCCAUCCAGCAGGUACUGUUCCGAAACUCAGAGCUUCAGCAACACGAAGAUGGGCGCAUUAAGAAACUUAAGAAGUCUGUUCCUGACCCAAGACAGCUGUGGAUAAUGACAGGAGAGUGGUUUGAUGAAAUGAAGGCCAAACGCUACAGGCAGUGCCCUAGUGCAAUACAAAUUCUAAAGUCUGCAUUCCAGAAGACAACAAGCGCAACAGCUGAUAAAGAAAAUAUCAAACCAACAAAUGAAAAGACCAGAAGAACGAAUCAGAUUCCUGCCAUUACUGAAGAAGUUAUUCCUGUUACAAAGACCACAGUGAGGCAGUCAAAAAGGAAUCUUGAAGCUGAUGAAGUGGAACCUGCAAAAGAGUCCAAGGGGAAACUGGAAGAUGCGCUUGAAGCACUUGCAGCCGCCAUGGUAAAGGAGUUACACGCAGAGGCCUUUGGUAUUAAAGCCAGUCCACAAGUUGUUCCAAAUCACUCUGCCAAUCCUUUGCCUUCCGAAAAAGAAACGCCUACAUCGGUGGUUUCUGAGCACAAUGAAGAUACACCAUUUGUGAAACGAAACAGCCAAGAAGUUAGAGAUGAUAUACAUGCUUUGAACAGAUUCAGCCAAGUAAUUAACUCCCAAGAACAACAUGAUAGAAUGAAUCCUUCAGAAUAUAACUCCGUACUGGAAGAACAUCCGACAGGUAAAGAAGACACACCUGGCCCUAUGAAAGGAGAAUACAAACUCUCAGUCUCUGAUGAAAUUGUCAGGCAGGCAAAUUCUUCUUUUGUGUUUGAGCCUUUUAAGAAGGAUUCUUUUUCAGGUAAAGAUGACGGUCCUGGAAAAGGAGAGCGCAAAGUCUCCAUCUUUAAUGAAGCUGCUGAAGUGGCAAGUUCUCCCUCUGUGCUUGAGCAUUUUCAGGAGUCCUUUCCAGGUAAAGAAGAUACUGCUGCAAAUGAAAAGUACAACGUUUCCUUGUCUGAAGAAACUGCUGAAGUGGCACAUUCGCCUGCUGUGCUUGAGGCUUUUCAUAAAGAAUCACUUUCAGGUGAAGAAAAUGCACCUAUACAAGGAAAACACAAAGCUACCUCCUUUGAAUUUGUUGAAGAUAUACAUUCUCCUCCUCUGUUGGCUCAUUUUCAAACUGAGCCUUUAUCAGAAAAUGAAACUUCAUCUGUAAAAGAAAGCUACAAAUCUGCUGUCUCUGAAGAAUUCGUACAAGAUGAAAAAUCUUCCACGAGUUUUGAUCCUGUUCUUCAGGAACCCUUCACAGGUGAUGAGGUCAAACCAAAUGUGUUUGAAUUCAACCAGACUGCUACAGCUGAGCUGCCUCAAACAACCUCUGCAAAGCUGAUCAGAACUGAGGAUUUAAAUUUCACAGAUCGGGUACAGCUUCACAAGCUGGAUGCUGAUAAGGUGCUUUCAGUAGAGGAAAACAAACAGAUGGUAGGCUGGAAUAAGUCUGCAUCAUCUGAUAAGCAGUCAGAACUAUUCGUGACAGCUGCUACUGAGUCUUCUAACAUUUUCCAAGAAAGUAAGGAUCUACAAGGCUCUACAUCUCAAUACCAGUGGUCUUACAAGCCAUACUUGAUAAAGUCUUCUCCUCUCAGCUCAGAAUCUCAUGAAUUACCAUCUGGUAACACAAAUAGCACACUAGAGCAAACUACACUUCUGUCAGUAGACUCUGUCCCUCACACAGAAGACAAAGGUUAUGAAUAUUCUUCUGCUGUUGCAGAGGUAUUGGAAGAAGAGAAAUUACCUUCUGAUUUACAACAAAAUGUAAAAGAUGAUAAUCAGACAGACUGCACAAGUCCUACAAACAACAAAAGUUUUACAGUUGUUAGCCCUAGGUAUACCUAUAUGCAGAGUAUGGUAUUCAGUAACGUGACUCCAACAACCAUUAAUGAGUCAGUCCAUAGCCAUAGCAGUUCUAUAGGAAAUAAUUAUGAAGAUGCAAGCAAGCAAACAGACUCUCACCUAAAACCCAGCAGAGAAGGGCACAUGCAGGGAUCUGAGAACCUUGUCACUGCAAUGUCACUGGAUUUGAGCUUAAAGUCUACAGAAAAGUUGCCUUCUGAAGAUUUAGGCAGCAUUAUGAAGACACUAAAUGAUACAAAACAAGACAACAGUUUACAAGAGUCAACAGUGAUACAAAGUGGAUUGAAAGCUGAAACAGUAAUAGAUUCAUCUCCAUCUAACAGUAACAUACAGGUGGUACAAAAGGAUGAGGAUAAGAAUAAAACCAGUGAAGCAUAUGGCUCAAAUGUGCCUUGGAAGUCUGGGACAGAAGUACCCCUAAGAGCACACAGUAUCCAGAUUGAAGUGUCCGAUGCUGAAGAGGUCAAGGUUUCUUUGGAGAACUCGAAGAAACAUUCCUUAGGAUCAGAUGAACAAAGUGAAGAACAAGACCAGGAAAAACAGCAUGUCAGUCAAAACAUUUCCAGUGGCAGUCCUGCAGUAUUGGAAGUUAGAAAUGCAACUAGCAUUCCAACUUACUUGGAGGUCGAGACGGAUUUUGAUGAUUUAACUUCAGAAUCCAGCUAUGGAUCAGACUUCUCGGGGCACAGCAGAGGCCUUACAGCAGGUCGACUAUCUGCUGGUGGGAUGAGUGGAAGCAGUCUGAGCCUGUAUAGUGAGGCUGGAGAUUUUGGGAGUGUUGCUGUUCAGGGAGCUGUGGAAUUUGCCCUAAAAUAUGAUGAAGUGAAGAAGGAAUUUACCAUACUUGUGGAGCAGUGCCUAGAUUUAGCAGUUGUAAAUCUUAAAAGAGGCCGCACAGAUCCGUAUGUCAAGACCUAUCUGCUUCCAGACAGAUCACGUGCAAGUAAGAAGAAAACAUCUAUAAAGAAAAACACAGUUAACCCCAUCUAUCGUGAAUUACUCAAGUAUUCCAUUGACAAACGAGAUUUGCAGACUAGAACAUUAAAUGCCUCAGUAUGGCACAAUGACACUUUGGGCAGAAAUGUCUUCCUUGGAGAAGUUGAAUUAGAGCUGAGAUACUGGGACUGGAGGAAUGACCAGUUAUGCUGCUAUAACCUGAAGCCAAAGAUUGGAGGUCCAGAAGAACCUUCAUCAAGCACAGGACAAAUAAAUUUGGCUGUCAAGUUCAUUCCAGCAGGAUCAAUAGGUGUAAAUAAGCCUGUCACAGGGGAGCUUCAUAUCUGGCUGAAAGAAGCAAGAGGAUUGCAAUCCCAGAACCCAAGUGGGGUAAAUUCAUUUAUAAAAUGCCAUGUCCUACCAGAUACCAGCAAAACAAGCAGACAAAAAACAAGGGUGAUUAAGAAAAGUUUUAAUCCUAUCUACAACCAUACUAUGGUAUAUGAUGGAUUUAGAAGUUCAGAGAUCAGAGAGACCUGUGUGGAGCUAACUAUAUGGGACCAUGAAACGUUCAGCAACCAUUUCCUUGGAGGAGUACGUCUCAGUCUUGGCACAGGAAAAAGCUAUGGUAAAUCAGUGAACUGGAUGGAUUCAACUGAAGCAGAGAUUACUGUUUGGAAGACUAUGCUAGCAAAGCCAAAUAUUUGGGCAGAGGUGGUGCUACCCCUGAGACCUACCAUGAGUGAACUUAAGUAAAACAGUGUUUCACCGUGAGUGGGAUUUGUUUAUACUCUGUAUAACUGUAUUUGAUUUAAACCAUAUAUAAUUACUGUCUGUCAUCUUCUACACUAAUGAGGGGGAUACGUAUUAGGGACUGUGGUUAGAUAGCCUUGUUAUACAGAUAUGGUAAAACGCUACAAAAACGUGUAGACUGUAUUUUCCUUAUUUGAACUUUUGUCAUUAAUGUGUCCUUUUAAAGACUGAUGAAGCUGUAUGAUUAGUUGUAAUGAACAGAGCAGAAGAAUGCCAAAUUGCAUAACAUCAAAAUAGUUUUAUGCACAUUUUAAAAUGUUAUAUAAUGUAUGAUAAUUAUGUAUUAAAAGUCAGUUUUAGUUCAAGAUGGAUAUAGAAAUACUUAUUUUAGACAGUGUGUUCAGCUGAAAGUGUUGUGCAAAUAGGGGUAAAAGUUGGAAAAUACAAGUACUUUGCAUUUUUCAUCAUUUAGGCUAUCAAAGAUGUGUACUUCAAAUACUGAGAUGUGUCAUUUAACUUAUUAGUCACAGUAUUUAUAGUAAAAAAAACAAGUCACGUAACAAUGGAACAAAAUGGAUUCCUGUACUUUUUAAAAAGAGUUAAAGUAUAUUAAAAGUAUGCUCUAUUGCACUUAACUGUAUUGUUGCCAGAAUAAAGAUUGAUAUGAUAUAAAUAAUAA